AUGGCUUCCACGAAAGACAACACAAGCGACGAUAACAUUGACAUUGCUAGUGAGGACGAGAGAUGCCAGGAAUUGGAUGUCGAGAAAGAUGGAUCGCAAGCCAACCUGGAACGCCAGGUUUCUGAACCUCCUUACUCUGUUUUUAGCAAAGGCAUGAAGACAUGGAUCAUCUUCCUCGUAUCCAUUUCCGCUCUGAUAUCGCCUUUUGGCGCGUCUAUGUUCCUUCCAGCGCUCAACGUGCUAUCCAAUGUGCUGGAUAUCACGCCUACGCAGGUCAAUAUCUCGAUCACUACAUACAUGAUCGCCCAAGCCAUAGCUCCUGCUUUCCUCGGAACUUUAUCGGAUAAUAGUGGACGAAGAUUGACCUUCAUCAUAUGCUUCGUUAUCUACAGCAUUGGCAAUAUCGGCCUCGCACUCCAAACCAACUACAUUGCGCUUCUCAUUCUGCGCAUGGUGCAAGCAGUCGGUGGAACGGCUGCUAUUGCGUUGACAAUGGCAGUCGUCGCGGAUGUCUCUACAUCGGCUGAGCGAGGAACCUACAUGGGUUAUGCACAAGCCGGUGUAUUAAUGGGCCCGGCUUUCGGUCCGACGAUAGGUGGGCUACUGGCGCAGUAUUUGGGCUGGCGAUCUAUUUUCUGGUUUCUGGCGAUCUUCUCCGGAGUGCUGCUUGUGAUUUUUGUAUUUCUGUUCCCUGAGACUUGCCGGAAAGUCGUUGGUAAUGGCUCUAUACCUCCUCAGGGUGUAAACCGCUCCGUCAUUAGCUGCAUACAAGCGCGCAAGCUCGCUAAGCUGUCGCCCAACGGCAUCACUCCCAAGCCAGAGAAGAAAAAGAUCGCUUGGCCUAAUCCGCUUGCGACGUUUCGCAUCCUAGCUGAGAAAGAGUCUGGUAUCAUCUUAUUCUACAACGGUCUCUUCUUCACGGGUCAGAUGGUCACAAUUUCCGCCAUCCCAGAACUGUUCUACGCCGCAUAUGGUCUUGAUGAAUUGCACAUCGGUCUUUGCUACAUCUCCAACGGUGUAGCUUCCCUAAUUGCAUCGCUCACCCUAGGUCGAGUUGUUGACUGGAACUUCCGCCGCUAUGCUAAAGCUGUUGGUAUGACUAUUUCCAAAGGCAAACAACAAGAUCUCACCAACUUCCCCAUCGAGCGCGUUCGUCUGCAAAUCUUGACUCCAUGUCACAUUAUUGGCAUGAUCGGAGUGGUCAUCUUCGGCUGGACACUCAAAUAUCAAACACACAUCGUUGGCCCGGAAGUCGCCCUGUUCAUCAUGGGCUUUGGUGUCACUGGUGCUUUUAACAUCACCAACGGCUUGCUCCUCGAUCUCCAUCGCGACAAACCCGCUGCUGCAACUGCUGCAGUCAAUUUCGCCAGGUGUAUGAUGAGUGCCGGUGGUACGGCGGCGAUCAUCCCAAUGUGCCAUGCUAUGAAUCCGGGAUGGGCGUUUUCAUUCAUAGCGCUUGUCAUGGCGGUGUUGCUAGGGUUCGUGUUUUGGAUUAUGAAAGAUGGAAUGAAGUGGAGACAAGAGUUAGCAGAGAAGAGGAGGUUGAAGGAAGAAGAGCGGGAGAAGAAGGCAAACCAAGAGGAGGUUGCGACGUGA
This is a messenger RNA of Alternaria atra, 1596 nucleotides long. RefSeq lists its product as uncharacterized. The transcript has 2 exons. The coding region runs from base 1 to 1596 and encodes 531 amino acids. NCBI's taxonomy places the organism in Eukaryota, Fungi, Ascomycota, Dothideomycetes, Pleosporales, Pleosporaceae. Gene Ontology annotation, biological process: transmembrane transport. The record is from RefSeq and is a predicted model, not a curated record. Gene Ontology annotation, molecular function: transmembrane transporter activity.